AUGCCGAGCUAUACUUGCAAUUCCUGCGACGCUCACUUCCAGCGUGCGGCGCAUCUUUCUCGACACAGAAUGCUUCAUUUAGGUGAACGCCCAUUUGCGUGUCCUUCUUGCGAACGCACAUUUACAAGAAGGUUAAUUAACACCGCCAGAACCGGUCCUUUGCUGAGCGUUGCUGACUGCCUGGUCCUCGCUAGGGAUACUCUGCAGCGUCAUGGAGCCGUGCAUGACAAGCAUCGUGACAAGGACACUCCAAGUCGAAGGGUGCAGCAUGCUUGCCGGAAGUGCUCGCAAUCUAAGCAGCGCUGCGACGGCAAGAAGCCUUGCAAUCGAUGCGCCCAGAAGAAUCUGGGCUGCUCGUAUCGCAUUUCCUCUUCGCCAGAACCGAAUCGCAAAGACAUGUCCAUCCUUCUGUCCUCUUUGCAAUUGCCACAGCCUGCCACAGAGGGAAAUCAAAGCUUGGACCCCAAGAACACCUGCCGGGUGUUCCAGAACCAUCAGCCGGGCAAUGCAGAAGCAGUCUGGCAACAGGACUACGAGGACGAGACACGCGAUGUCGUCUCCACCUCCACUACCUUGGAGGCUCGCAAUGCCACGACGCAGCCCCAGUUCACCGCAGAAGCCAACAAUUUUGAGCCGAUGCCUCUGAUGAUAGACUACCUCAGUGACAUGUCCUUUUCGGCUUUCGGUGAUCCUUCGCAGCGGCCCAGCGCCGUUCCUGUGGAGGAGAGUGUCAUGACAAGCAAAGCGGUGGCAACCCAGGGCCCUGAAAUCGACCAAUUUAGCAUGGAUAUGAUGUCUCCAGAUAUGGAGUAUUGGGAUGUCUCCCCGUCCUUUGACGCUCUCUACCAAGAUCUCGGUUUGAAUUUUGGGUUUGCCAGGUCCAUCGAUCUUGCCCAGUCUACACAGCAUGAGACACCGGGAUCAGAGCCCGACCUUGGCGCGAACAUUGCAAGUCCGCCUGCUCCGAGCUUUCUCGAUGCCAGAGCUAGCCCAGAGCCAUGCGAAGGACAAGGUCUUACUUACGACGACUAUGUUCGAAAAGUAUUUGCCAAUCGACGCCACCUGCACAGCAAGGACAAGCAAGGAUCCCACGGCCAUACGCUGGAGAAGGCUCACAUCCCGCCGGUCAUCGGAGACUUCCCCCUUUCAUUGUCUUCACAGAGCGAUGACUCGACGUGGGAGCCAGAGAACCUCCGUCACGUUCCCUCUCUCACACAGGAGGUCUAUGAUCAGAUUGUUGCCGCCUUCCAGCAACUCAACGCCACCCAGUGCUCUUACAUACAAUUUGCAGGCGGCGCGUUCCCAUCCCUGGCUGCGUGCAAUGCUUUCAUGCAGCUCUACUUCGAAGAAUUCAACCCACUGUUCCCCUUCCUCCACCAGCCCACUUUCAACCCCUCGACAACACCAUGGCUUCUGGUCCUCGCCACAAUCUCCAUCGGCAUUCGUUUUGCACGGGAUCCCGCAGCUGUGGAAUGCGGCGAUAUCAUGCAGGAAUUCCUGCGUCGAGCCUUUCUUGCUACGAUCGAAGAAGAUUACAGCUCCUUUUGCGAGCCUUGGCUGGCUCAGGCGGGACUCCUGAAUCAAAUUGGCAUGCAAUUUUCGAAAGACAUGCGGCUUUUCCAGUAUGCCCAGUCCGUGCGAAGUAUCGUCACGUCGAUCUGUCGUCAAGUCAACUGCUUCCAUGAAAUGAGACGUCCAGCGCCUUUGGAGAACAAUAAGCAAUCUGCCGAGGACGCUUGGAAAAUUUGGCUGCGGAGAGAAAGCAUGCGCAGGCUGGCAUACACCUUGUGGGUUGUCGACAGUCAGGCUCUUCUAUUCUUUGACCUGCCGCCUCUUGUACCGAUGAAGCUCCUUCAGGUGCGACUGCCUUGCCAUGAAAGUCUGUGGCACGCGCCGACAGCGUCCUCGUGGGUUGAAUGCUACAAACAGAAUAGACCCUAUCUGCCGCUAAGCAUUCGCGAAGAAUUAAACAACCUCUACCGCACGCACGUCCGCCAGCAAGGCCUUGGUGAUUAUGCCAUCCUAGUAUUGAUUCUUGGAGUCUUCAGGAAUGCCGCGGAGGUUCGACGUGUUCUCGACGAGGGGUGCCACCUGCUGCCGUACUUCGCACAGUCUAAGACUCAGCCAGCUCCCGUGUCAUAUACAAGAGCGGAGACUUUCCCAACCAUUCACAAGGCCAUGGAAUAUCUGCGGGUCCUGUGCCCGGCCGAUGAAGAGGUUCCCCGGCUGUCUUCGUUGAAGUCCGCAAUUUUACUCCACUAUCACGCCGUCGGAAUUCUCCUGAGAAUCCCGCUCGGAGAGCUUUAUUGCUACUGCGGCUAUCGCGUCACCAGCACGGACAUUGCGCACUGUGAAGCCCGCCUCAAGGUCUGGGCACAGCAGCACGGCGAAGAGGUUCGCCAAGUGGCUUUGCAUGCUAGUCGACUGUUUGCCCACAUUCGCCGUUCGAACCUCCACUAUCAUUACGAAGGGCGGAUGAUGCUUAUAUCAUGCCAGGCCUUGUGGAUCUAUACCGCUACGGCUCAAUCAAGCCUAUCGUUGGGCGGGCACAAAGACCAAACGGAACAUCCCUCGGGACAUGGUUUAAGUUCCAGCAUCCGCCUUGACCAAGGUCUUACCAGGGAGGCGGUGGAGGCUUGGAUACGAAAUGGUCAGCAGAUGGUUCCUUGUCUCGCAGGAGUGGGCAGCCUUCAAGGCGUGCAAGGGAUCGCUCGACUUAUUCAGGAAGGCUCCCGUAUCAUGAUGGCAGCAUCGAGGUGGCCACUGAACAUCGCGCAGGGGAGGUGCUUGCGCAUAUAUCACCAGCUUCGCUCAGGUUCUCCAGCAACAGACGUCGAGCCAAGAACCCUACCAUAUCCGAAGGCCAUCCCCUGA
Messenger RNA from Fonsecaea multimorphosa CBS 102226, 2874 nucleotides. RefSeq lists its product as uncharacterized. Gene Ontology annotation, molecular function: DNA binding; zinc ion binding; DNA-binding transcription factor activity, RNA polymerase II-specific. The coding region runs from base 1 to 2874 and encodes 957 amino acids. The record is from RefSeq and is a predicted model, not a curated record. NCBI's taxonomy places the organism in Eukaryota, Fungi, Ascomycota, Eurotiomycetes, Chaetothyriales, Herpotrichiellaceae. The transcript is spliced from 4 exons. Gene Ontology annotation, biological process: DNA-templated transcription; regulation of DNA-templated transcription.